Anarrhichthys ocellatus (wolf-eel) is the source of this 7893-nucleotide messenger RNA. It is a transcript of the gene ahdc1, whose product is annotated as AT hook, DNA binding motif, containing 1. The transcript is spliced from 5 exons. Bases 2009 to 6595 code for a protein of 1528 amino acids. The record is from RefSeq and is a predicted model, not a curated record. NCBI's taxonomy places the organism in Eukaryota, Metazoa, Chordata, Actinopteri, Perciformes, Anarhichadidae.
UGACUACAUACGUGUCUGCGUGUGUGUGUGUGUGUGUGUGUGUGUGUGUGUGUGUGUGUCUGCGGCAUGCAUGUCUUUAUGUGCAAAUCGAUGUGCGAGUGUGUGGGAGGAUGAGGCUGUGGGGGCACAUUUGCAUGUGUCUUUGUGUGUCUGUGAGUGACAGGGCGCGCAUGUCUGUGUGAGCACAUGUGCAGCAAUGUUUAAUUAAAGCAUGUGUUCUUCUCCCUCUCCCGUACACCGGUCAGAUGGAGCCUUAAUUAAGGAACGCUGUUAAUUAGACGAGAGAGAAAGUGAGAGAGAGAAUGGGAGAGAAGAGAGGCAGGGAGACGGCACUGGGCACGAGAGGGAGUGGGUGAGGGGGGUUAAAGAAAGUACGUGUUGUGUGUGUGUGUGUUGUGUGUUCAUCUCCAUGUGUGUUUGUCCUAGUUGUGUCAUUCCUCAGAGCAGCAGAAUGUUGAGGUUGGUCUGCUCCAUGUGUGCAGCCCUAAACUUUGCCACAGCAAAACUCUCAUACUCCUCCUUCUCUUUCUUCCGCUCGCCAACUUUUUCUACCUCCUCCUCCUUUUUUUUAUCUGUCUGCCUCUGCCCAGCUUACUAUCCUUUCCUUUUCUCAAUCGCAUCUUUCCCCUCUCUGCUCUUCUUCUGUCUCUCGCCCUCUUUCAUACUCUCACCCAUUCUUGCACUUAUUUGUGUAUUUUACCCCCUCCCCUCCUUGUCCCCCUCUUUCUUUCUGCCUCACUCUCUGUCCCACUCCCUCCCUACUAAUCAGGACCAUAUGUUGGCGAGGGAGGCAGAGAGAUCUGAGGAUGGACAAGAUUGUUUUGUAUGUGCAGAGUGUGGUACAGUGUCGGAGGCAGCCGUGCGUGUAUAUACUAGUGUGGCACGCAUAUACUUGUGUUUGUUUUUGAAUGUGUGCAGUCAUGUGUGAGUCUGAUAGCAGAUUCCGUACGACUUGUGUGUGUUCUGGCAGUCUGUACAUCCAUUUCCCCUCUGCUCCGGGUUUCCAUAAUCCCUCUAUAGUUCCUGUCUUUCUGUCACCUUCAUCUCUCCAUCCUCUCAACACCUCUAUUCAUCACCUCUCUGCUUCCCCCUGCUGGCUGCGAUUAUUCACACGUUCUCGUUGCACCGUCCAAGUCUUGUGCUUUGGAAUGUAUUUCCAUAGUUUUGGCGAAAUGUGGCGUGCUGUGUGAGUCCUGCGUGCUUUUCACCACUACUCAACUGCUUAUUGUAAUUUGAGGAUUUUUACAACAUGUGCAUCUACUCACACAAAUAUGGUGGGAUUGAAAAAAAAAAAAAGCGGCACAACUCACUCAAUCCCACAAAACAAUACAUGAUUCUGUGAACAUGGUCUUCAUCAUGGUCCGCAGUGUUUGUUAUGGAGCACAUUGAAACUCCAGCAGAACAGCUGAGGUGGCACUGUUUUACAUGGGCACUUUCAAUCUGCUGGAACCGAGGAAAUGAAGUUGGAAAAUAGAGAUAGAAAAUGUGUAUUGCAAGUCAUCCUCCAAAAUAAAAGCGUCUGAUGUGAGAUGGUGCAGCCCUCACCAAAAUACUGAUUAUAGUCUGGUCUGAUGAUGCAUGCUGUGACAUCAUGUGCUAAUCUCUUAUUCUCUUUUUCUUUCUGCUCCACCCUCCUCCUCACUCCUCCCCCACUCACCAUUUCUCCCGCUUUUUUCAACACACUAUCCCUUCCUCUGUCUGUCUGUCUGUCUCUCUCACUCUAGCAACCAUGGGCAAAAGACAGGAGCAGAGGGGUGAGAGAGUAGUAUUUGAGCACUCCACUGCAGUAUUGAUGACCCAAUGAUCCCCUGCAGAACAGAGCCAGUCAGGCAGACACAGAGUGAGGCUCAACUCAGAAUCAAAAUCGGAAUCCGCGCCACAACCAUUCGGUAAAAGCAACCAAUUGAGCCGGGUCAUUGAAUCAUCUUUCCUGUUGUUAGAGGAAGAGACUUACAAAGAAGAAACACACAUUUUCAUACAUCAGAAAACAUCCGUCUUUCCUCACUGAAUGAGUGGCUUGUCAGAUCGCCUACAUUCAGGCCAAACUGGGGCUCCAGUAGGCUGUGGUGGGACUCAAGCAGAGGAAAAAGCGUGUGUGGGGGAGCUGGAGGGGCUGGCAGGGCCUGAGCUCUGGACCAGGGAACUCGGGCUCCAGGAGGGGUCCCAGGAUCCCUCUAAAAAUGGACUGGCACCAGUGACCUCCGACCUCUUUCCCUCCUCUUCUUCAGCCGUGGCGAACGGCCUCCAUCAACAAAGAAGGCUGGGGCACAGCACCUGCCCGCGCGAGACACAUACAUUUGCAGAGACAGUUAGGGACAUGCAAACGCACAUUGACCCGGAUGUGCACGCACAGGCUGUUUCGAAAGCACACAUGGAUAAUUGUGGACACAUGGAAAUCAACCCACCUAAGGGUUCUGUAGGACCUGAACACUCCAGGACUAUCACACCAGAGGCCAUACACACAACCUCACCUCAACCCCUGCCUUUGGAACUUGGCAAUCAUCCUGCCUCCACCAAUCAACGGGCUGCCCCAGUCCUCACUGCAGAGACAGACAACCCUUCAACCUUUUGUCCAGUCCCUGUUGGUCCAAACCCAAACACAGGCUCUUCUCCUCUUCCUGUGGAGGCAGAGAAGAAGUAUGCACUCCGCAGCUCUGGACGUCCCCGCUUUCCCUGUCACCUGCGCAAAUCCUCCCGCCUCCGCCGAAACUUAGAGGAUGGGGAGAAGAGAGCAGGACGGGAGAGGGGAGUAGAGGAGGAAGAUGAAGUAUUGGAGGAGAAGAUCUGGAGGGUUAAAGAGGAGGAGGUUGCCGUUGGAGAGAAAAAAGCGCAUUCCUCUGUGGAGGCUAAUCUCCCCAUGGCUCCCUGCCCGACAGAGAUUGCUCUUGCUCUAACUGUACCCAAACCUGCACCUAAAACUAUACCUAAACCUGGGCCCAGACUUGGGCAUAAACCUGGACCUAAAUCCAGGUCUAGGCCUGCACCAAAAUCUGUCCAUAAAGCAGCUCCUAAAAGUGUGAAACAGCGUCAGGCAGCACGGUCCAUGGCUCAUAGUGCUACCCCUCAUCUCCCACUUGCAAACACAUCCACCAUCGCUGCACCUCUAACUGUGAAGCAGGAGCCUGUUGCAGAGGGGGUACCUCCUCCCAAAAACCGGAGACGUGGACGUUUUGUCGGUGUGAGGAAGAUUGUUGUCAAGGUGGCUCGCAUUCCUGUCAGCCUCAGCCGCAGACAGAAAAGCUACAAGAUUUCCAAUUUGGAGACAGUUACAGGGUCAGAAAAAGGCAAUGAUUGCAGACUGGAGGGCUCAGAGGUAGUCAGAGAGCCGACUGCACUUCUUCGAAUGAAGAACAAUGGAAAGAGUGUCAUGGUGAUGUUCCCUCCUGGAGAACUACCGGUUAUUCUCAAACGCAGGCGGGGGCGGCCACCUAAACAGGCUGUGCCAGGAAUACCGGGAGAGCUUCCGAAUGCCGGGAAUGCUGGCGGUAAUGGAGACCAGCCCAAGAAGCCCCAGAGACGGCGGCGGGCUAAACUCCCUUCCCCCUAUCCAUCGUAUGUUAAUGAUACUAAUGAUGUGAAAACAGAGUAUGGGGAUGUUCUGUCCAAAUUGGCCUUUUUAAACCGCCAGCCCCCUGCCACUGGCCGCUGCUCUCCCCCACGCUGCUGGACACCCAGUGAGCCUGAAAGCUUUCAUACCCCCUUGGAAAAUCCUGGAAUAUCCACCCUGCUCCACCGGCUCACUGGGUAUAGACGCCCCCGAGGUGGCAGAGGAGGGGGCACUGGAAGAGGUGGAGCAGGAGCUGGGGGGAUUGGGGGCAGUGAGCGCAAUAAGAGCACAUUCAGUGACUUCUUUGAAUGCAUUGGCAAGAAGCAGAAGCCAGGCCCCUUGUCUGAACAUGGAUUACCUAAGAAAAGGGGAAAGGGUGCAGGUGGUAGGGGAGGGGGAAUCGUAGGGACUGAGUCUGGGGGAGAGAAAGUAGUCAAGAAGAAACGUGUGAGAAAAAAUGGUGCAUGUAAAGGGAAGGGGAUGUCCAUAGGGCAGGACUGGCCCAAUGGGGCAGGUGGCUGGGGGGAGGGGGGUAUAGAUAAGGAGAAAGGUUUGGGUGGGUAUCAGCUCUGUGGAUCUCCAAGGGGAGGCUUUUCGUCCUGUGAAGUUGGAAGGGUGGGUUCUUACAGCAGUCCACGAGGAAGCAGAGGAGUUGGGCCAGCUGGGGAGGACUCACAAAGCCUGUUUGCUGGAUAUUUCCGGUCACUCCUCGACUCAGAUGAUUCAUCCGACCUGUUGGACAUCUCCUCGCAGUCAGACCACCGAAAAGCUUCAUCCACCCCUGGUUAUGAGCCAUCCAGUCCAGCUGCGGGUCACAGCUGGUCCCCUGCGUUCAAGUGGAGCUCCAAGGGUGCAAGUUCUGGGGUGGAGGGUUCAUCCCAGACACAUUGCUCCUCAGCCAGGCCUCCAUACAGCUAUAGCAGCCUGGCCCAAACAUCCCCCACCACUUCUACCUAUCCCAAAUCCACUCCUCCAUCUCUCUCACACUCUCCUAGCUCCCCCCAUCCCGCCUCUUUUGGCCAAUACUCAUCUGGCUACUCCUCCUCUUCUGCAGUGCCACAGAGAUCCUCAGAUUGCAGCUUUGCAUAUGGAUCUGGACACAGCAGUGGCAAGGCCACCACUGUUGGUCAAAUGGGUUAUUCUAGCUACCAGACAGCAGCCAGGCGAGGCUACAGUGGAUAUCCUGCAGUAGGUCAUUCCUCCAUGUUGCGGGGGGAGUCAACAGGACCCAUAUCACCAGGAGGAGGAUACAUGUCUGUGGCCAAAAGUAGCCCCUUCAGCUCCUCUUCAGAAGGUUACAAACAGUACAACACCAAUCAGUGGAGCUACAGACAAGGUUACGGUGGCUGGUCAACAGACAGCUUCGGGCCUCAGUACCACGGCUACAGCGAGUAUGGUUCCAGUGAGUCCAAAGACAUCUUGGAUAUCUCAAACUACACCCCCCAGAAGGCCAAGCGUCAACCUUUUCCUGAAAGUCUAUCAGAAUCCUCCUCUGACUCCUCACAUCUCGGCUCUGCAGCCACUGGUAGUGGACCUAGCUCCACAUGUGGCACGUACAAACUGAAUGAGGCUGCUUCUGUUAGUGGAGAGGGGGGUCAAUCAAGUCUGUCCAGCCUGGAGAAGCUGAUGAUGGAUUGGCAUGAGAGUGCUUCUGGGCCCUCGUAUAACUGGAGCCAGAACGUCCUCUUCCAGGGAACCAGCAAACCCGGUCGGGGUCGAAGGAAACGGACUGACCCACAAGUCGAAAAAGAAGGAGGUUCUGCUUUACACUCUGAUUCCCCAUCCAGUCCCUCCCCAACGCCUACUCCUGGACCUAAGCGGGGAGGGGUUGGAGGACGAGGCAGAGGGUCUAGAGGAGGCCGAGGGGGCUUGUCUCCAUGUCAGAGAGAGCGGCCUUCAGGGGCCAAAGGCAGGGGCAAGGCUGCCUCUUCAUCUGGAGCAGCGAUUGCUGGAGGUCCAGAGGGGUCUGGGCUGUUCCAGGAGGGGCUGGACUACUACAGUGGAGACAGUAGUAGCCUCUCUCCCCUGGCCACUCCCAAUCCUGCACCACCUUCCAGCUACCUCCAGGACCCCUGUGAGUACCCCUCCCCUUAUUCUGCCCACCCCUCCACACCUUCCUCUGAGGAGCGAUAUCCAGCUUUAUACCCUGGAGAAUCCUCCUCUUCCCUCUCACCAAGUGUCUCAUCUCCCCCAUACCCUCCCAAGCCCACCCCUCCUCCACUCCAGUCUUACCACCCCGUCCCCUCCAGGACAUUCUCCCCCUCCUGCUCUCCCUCACCACGGAUAACACCCCUCUGCGCCACAGCGCUGAGUCCCUCGCAUCGCCCCCCUCCAAAAGACCCACAGUUUUCACAGUAUGACUCUCCCAGCUACUGCAGCUCCCCCUAUUGGUACGGACAGACGUCGCACAGCGGCAGCCCCAGCCCUCACUCGCACAGCGCACACUCAAAUUCAGCUGUGCACACACACAGCAACCCGCACACAAGUCCUCAUGGAAAUACACACGGAAAUCCGCUCGCUAGCCCAAAUGCGAAUACACACACACACAUGAUAUCGGCCCUCCAUGACACACACCAUCACAACGCACAGCCCCACACCAACACCCAUCCCACCUCACUGCUCCAGAGUAACCCCCUCUCCCACUCAAACCCCCACACCAACAAUCAGCCCCACCACAAUACACACACCAACCCCAACACUCACCUAGCCACCCUCACACACCCCAGUACCAGCCUCCACUCCCACUCAACACCUGUGCUUUAUGAGGAGUGCAGCCCUCCCUCGACCUUGCCCCCCCACAAGCGGGAUCUGACCCCCCACGCUAUGAGCACAGGCCACCGCCAGGGCCCCUUGCCUCACUCCCCAUACCCCAAACCUCCCCUGGACUCCUCGCCCCAUCAGGAGGACACUGGUGGCUACUCCUUGUCCCACCAGUCCUACCAGGGCAUUGGACACCGCUACCCCUCCCAAGCGGCUCAGGGAGGCGGGGUGCUCUGCCAGCUCCUGGACACGGCCAAUGAUGACAGCUUCAGCGUCACCAGCCUGUAACAGCAGGUGCACUCAAUCCAAGCUUUUACAGAUUUGCAAACCUUUUUUUUUCUUUCCUUUGUUGUUAAGGAGACUUCUUUGUGUAGAGUUUGUGAAAUGAAGGGUGAGAAUUUAGCUGCCAGCUUUGGACAGUAAAGCUUUAAUUCUCCAGCAUUGACAAUCAAUAUCAACCGCAAUUUAUACACCCAAGCAUGCACACACACACACACACACACACACACACACACACACAGAAACAGACACACACAGACACGCAUGUGCAGAUUAAUACACUACCUAUACAUGGACACAUACAGUCAUACAUGUGAACACUCACUAACACUCUCUGCUGGAACGAGGGCAUGGCCAAGAGGAGAUGACAGAUGAAUACCAGACGCUGAUGGACAGAGACAAACCUAUUUCCUUGCCCCUUCAAGUCCUGCUGUGAUACAUAGAGGACUCCGUUUCCCAGAAGUCUGUAUCUCGCCAAAUCUUUCUGGUCCUGUUCUGUACAUCUGCAAUAUGUACGAUCACACAACUCUCUCUUUCUGUUUCUGUCAUCUGUUCGCUCUUAACCUCCCCUCCUCUGCUAAACCAGCAACUAUGUUCUGCACUCGACCUUCACCAACCCUGCAUUUCUGUCUUGUGCCCCAAAACGUGAACCGCAUCUGAGCCCAAAUCAACUUUUUAAAUACCAUGAGCCUAGCAAAUGUCCCGCUCUGUGCACUCCUUGUAUUGUGUCCCAUAAGAGAAAAGUUGACUGAACCAGUUUCUGCUCUUGAAAUACCAGCAUCUGUACAUAUGACUCCAGCUCCAAGCCAGAGGCCCCCGCUUCAUUUUGAGGGUCCGUCAUCAACACGCUCUCCUCAGCGUUCUGCCAUGGUUUCUCUGCUCUGGGGGGAGAGCGGACUGCGCCAUGGAGACCCAACAUCCUGUGUUUUAAUGUUUUAACUACAAGGGAAAGAGACAUUGAAAUCACACAAUGGCCCCAAAGAGACUCUCGUUUUCUGUGUGCGAAUGUGAGACAGAGGAGGGUGUGUUUGCGUGACUGCAGUAAUGCAUGUACUUGUGUGUAUGUGUGCAUUUAUGUUGGUGUGAGCGCGUGUGUGUGCGUGCCUGUGGGGUCAAAAGGAGUGAAAUUCCCCAGACACCAAAGUCUUGGCGGGGUCCCAUUCUUUCUUUCACUCUCUCCCUUCUUUUUUCUGUGGUCUUGUGUUGUUUGGUGGUUUUUGUGAUGAAAAAAAUUGUAUAUCUGUCUGUUACAUAUCAUGUACGUAUCUGAGGUGCAAAAUAUUUAAAUACACAUUCUGUUCUUGCCA